CGCUCUAGUAGUAGAGACCUAGAGGGUCAUGAUUAUGUUAUAUCCGACCAUAAUUUGUCAGUUUUGCGUUGUCGGCACACAGAAUGCACACAACACACUCACAUUCCACAAUUGUUUACAGAAUCGACAGGUGCAUUCCCAAUUCCGCGUAAGGAGUGAAGGAUACACGCAGAUGCCAAAACGAAUGCGAUAUAUGUAUUAAAAAAGUGCGUUUCGUGCCGCACUUGCCACAUGUAAAUUGAAGUUCAAUACAUAUAAGAGAGCAAUUCCAAUCCAAUGUAGACAUCAUCACGAUGAUUCUGGGAAUGAUCUCGGUGUGCAGCGCUGUUGUGAGUAGUUGAUGCUUCAAGUGUAAAUAAGGAAGACGCCGGUGAUGCCAUUUGAGAAUCACCUCGCUGGGGCUGAAAAUAUUUGGAAUGAGUGGACCGCAGCCAUAGAUUUGGCGCUACGAGACGAGGCCGAGGAUGACAAAAGGUACGAUGAUUGCCUAGCAGGAGCACCCGUGUUUAAGAACCUCGCGCUUAACUCCCAAGAAAUGGUGUGCUCUAUAUUGAAUACGGGCUUCAAUAUCCGUUAUGCGGACAGCUUCACACUGGAUUCUGAGAAUGCCAAUCGGUAUGUGGUUGCAGACACGAACGCUUACUUCAUUAACCAGGGUAUUGGAGGUUCAUGUGGUGUCGUAGGUGUAGCCACCAUGUUGGCAGAUUCGACCUGAAUUGUGUGGGUAAAUUCCUCAACGACGGCCAAGAAGUACCAGCCGCGCGCGUACUUGCUUGAAAUGAGGGACAGAGCGGAUAAUGAAGAGUGCUUAAACCCAAGUACGAGCGUUGGAUGCCCAGUUAGUGCAACAUAUAUUCUAAUAUCCUCCUUAAAAGAUUCAGCUAAUGAAUCUAUUCUUUCACAGAGGAACAAGACUUGAACCGGAUACGAAGAAAAAUAUGAAAUGAGCUUAUUCACCCCUGUAUUAGAGACUGUUGCAGACCAAAAUGACGUAGCAGACUCAGAGAAUGCCCAAUAUAGUAGUUCUUUGCCAGACGUAACAUUUUAUUGCGAAUAGUUGGGGUUCAAGGGCUGUACACCAACCUCCG
Sphaeroforma arctica JP610 is the source of this 1088-nucleotide messenger RNA. RefSeq lists its product as hypothetical. NCBI's taxonomy places the organism in Eukaryota, Ichthyosporea, Ichthyophonida. The transcript has a single exon. The record is from RefSeq and is a predicted model, not a curated record. The coding region runs from base 374 to 715 and encodes 113 amino acids.